Pelobates cultripes (western spadefoot toad) is the source of this 273-nucleotide messenger RNA. Lineage: Eukaryota; Metazoa; Chordata; Amphibia; Anura; Pelobatidae. The record is from the annotation of a GenBank genome assembly.
AUGGCGAGAGCAGGGCCUCAGCCACUGCAAAAGCCAUACUCCUGUCCAGACUGGACCAGAGCAGAGCACCAGAAACAUGCCGGAAACGACAAGCAAAUGGAGGAGUUCAGCCAUCAUAGACCCCGCAGCCCACCGUUACACAAGCUGGCUCCCCACAAACUCGGCCUUCCACAAGCUCGAAGUACAGAGGGAUGGUCCGUGCGGAUCCUACUGGGCAUACGCCACAACAACUACUGCGCUCAGAAGCCCCAAAGUCUGCGGGGCAUCGGCUGA